Molecule: messenger RNA, 1041 nt
Organism: Ilyonectria robusta
Lineage: Eukaryota; Fungi; Ascomycota; Sordariomycetes; Hypocreales; Nectriaceae
Exons: 1
Coding region: 1-1041 (346 amino acids)
Source: RefSeq, a predicted model, not a curated record
AUGCAGCCAGUAUUAACAGACAACGAGAUCAUCGCCAGUUUCACCCCCACUGAACAUGGGUUUUAUCGCUGGUUUGAAGCGAGUGGGUACGUUCAUGUGGUAAAUGAGGUGCAGCUUGGGCGAAGUCCGAGUAUCGCAGCCGGCAUGCAGACGGCCUGGCCCGACGUUGAGAAUGCGUAUCAAAAAUGGCUUGGAUUCCUUGACAAGUGGAUCAUGCGUCGAUCGAUGGCUGGACCGAUGUCUGGUGCGGAGUUCAUCUCUCUGGUUCUCUCGACACGAUGCAAUGAUGCAAAUGAGGUUUCCAGAUAUUUCUUGACAUUUGAAGUAUACGAUCUGGAAUUCGUUAGCCUGGGAGCCAGCGAUUUCGGCGGCACCUUUGCAGAGUACAUGGUAUGGGUUGACGACUGUUAUCUUCACCCAGACUCGGCCCCAAGCGAACUAGACGAGAAACCUGAACUUCAUAACAGGGUCAUGGGAAUUGACUUCAACAACGACUUUUCCGCAUUCUUGCCGAAUAUGCAAGACGAUUCCGAAGUUCUUCGUGUAGAGAAGAGCAGCUCCGCCCCAGAAUUAUCAAUUACCACGCAAGGUGCUAAUACCAAUGACAAUGAGCCAUUCUACUUCUUUCAAAUCGGCAGCCUGAGGUAUGACGCUGGCGAUGGCAUGAUAGGGCCCUUUUGCCUCAGUCUUAAUCGUGGCGCAAACUAUAACCAAAGCACUUAUGGACGAACCUAUCAUGGGGAAUGCACCGACUACGAAGUCGUCGUUCAGGUUGGCCCAGAUGGCUUUCCCACCGGAGCAGUGUAUGUUAUGUACAACCAUGAAUCCGGCGUGCCACACCGGUUCGAAAAGAGACUCACGCUCCCUGGACCUCUCUUCCGGGGCAGCUCGCCUCCCUUUUUUCUCGCCAAAAUUGCUGACUCGGUGCAAGAUCUGAAUCAACCUCGGGUGUUUGAUUUUGAGGUUGUGCUCAAGGAAAGACGCAAUGUUUUCCGGACCAAGGUUGACAAGGCCUCGGGAAAGAUCGUCCCGGAUGUCUAG